This is a messenger RNA of Nothobranchius furzeri (turquoise killifish), 8728 nucleotides long. RefSeq names its product sema domain, immunoglobulin domain (Ig), transmembrane domain (TM) and short cytoplasmic domain, (semaphorin) 4F (gene sema4f). Gene Ontology annotation, cellular component: plasma membrane. The record is from RefSeq and is a predicted model, not a curated record. NCBI's taxonomy places the organism in Eukaryota, Metazoa, Chordata, Actinopteri, Cyprinodontiformes, Nothobranchiidae. Gene Ontology annotation, biological process: negative regulation of axon extension involved in axon guidance; positive regulation of cell migration; negative chemotaxis. Gene Ontology annotation, molecular function: semaphorin receptor binding; chemorepellent activity.
UACAAGUAGAAUGUAUUUUUUAUAAAGCACCUCUUUAUAUUACAGUUUUUCUCUAUUGGUUUGGCUCAUUCCUUGAAACAGAAAUUACAUUCUCAAACCUCUAAGAUCAUUUGGCAAAACACUUUUAUAGUUUAGGAGAACACUAUAGCUCACCUGCAAAAGCUCAUGCAUCUUCCAAAACUGUUCACUCAGGCUUCAAUCUAAAUCCCUUUCUCAUUUAAACAGUCAGUGUCUCCUAAAUGGCAAAGAUCCUUCUCAAUAGCUUUGGCUCAUUUCUCGACACAGAUCGGACAUUCUCAUCAUUCUUGGUGCUUUUGUCAGAAUAAACCUGGAUGGUUGAUCACAAUAACAUGGCUUACCUACAAAAGCUCAUAUCUCUCCUAAAACAGUUCACUCAUGUGUCAAAACUACAUUUCUUUCUAAUCUGAAUAGUCAGUGCCCCCAAAAUGCAUCGUCCCUUUGGCAUUGUGUGAGUAAUGCCAUACAAAAUAUUUAGAUGUUUUGUCACUAUGGCAGAGGACCAACAAUACAACCAAAAAGAGUAGCCUCCAAGGUUUGACAUCACAGAUUGCACUCACACUACCAAGGAAAUUAUAACCAUUUUUUAUUCACACGCAAAGAAAGUUUCAUACAUUUGUAAAAAGAAAAUGUACGUUACAGUAAUACAGUAAAUUGUAUGAACACAAAAUCAAAACAAGGACGUAUUCAGUGGUCGCUGUACUCAUUCUCCCGCUCUUGUCCACUGUCUUCACUCUCCUGAUUAUUUACACGCUGUUGCCCAUCUGGCCACAGAUUCUCGUCCACACCACAGCAGAUAUUUUCUCUUGCGAUGCAACGAGGGAAGAAACGGCGUGCAUGCCGCAACCAUCCCCAGCAUUGAUCUCCUGUAGUGUCGUCACACGCUGCGUCCAUAGCAUGGAGCAGGGACGGCUGAUCCUGAGCAUGAUGCUCAUACACUCUCCACCUCCAAGCAGAGAAAAACUCCUCUGUCGGAUUGAAGAAAGGAGAGUAAGGUGGUAGGAGCUCCAUGACAUCCUUGGAUGCGCUGCAAACCAGCCCCUAAUGAGUGGGCUAUGGUGGAAAUUGACAUUGUCCCACACAAUAACAUAAAUGGGUAGGUGAGGCCCUAUGAGACCUCUCUCAUUUUCAGGGAUAAAAUCAGUAUAAAGGCGAUCCAAGAAGAUGAGGAGCUUGUGUGUGUUGUGUGGGCCAAGACUGGGGAUGUGAGUGGCCACACCAUUGUCAGAAAUGGCAACACACGAUCACGGAAAACACCUGUGUGUGACACUCCCUGUUCGUUAGUCUAGUUUCACCUGACUGUCAAUGACUGUCAUCAAUGUAUCAAAUAUUCAAAGAAAUUGAUAUGUGGUAUUCAUGGUAUUAAGUUAUUGACCAGUUCUGACAAUUGAACAGACAGUUGUGCAUGCGAGUACUUAUGCAAUGAAAUCAUGCUGACAUGUUUUGGAGAGAAGGAUCAUUAGACUGAGAAUCAACUAAUCAGUUUAGAUCUACAAGAUCUAUUCAUUUGGAAAAUGUGCUAAAUGUGGGCUAACCUUAUAAAUGUAGGCUACAUGUACUUAAUCAUUUGCAAAGAUGCACUGAGACAAUUGAGACAUGUACCAAGGCAUUUGCCAUUUGAUAAAAUGAAUAAGAAAUGCCAUUCUGUUGUGAACAUUUGCCAAGAGGUUUGGAGGUUUGUCCAUGUUAUUUUGAGAAUGUAAUUUCUGUUUCAAGAAAUGAGCCAAACCAAUGGAGAAAAACUGUAAAACCACAACUCCAUCCACAAGCACGGUAAAAAUAAAAUGUUUGUAUGAUAUGAUUUAUUUGACUGUAUUGUGAAUUAGGGCUGGGCAAUAAAUCGAAAAUGUAUCGUUAUGGAAACUUCUGACUCUUAUCGUGAUAAUUUUUCCCAAGUCAAUAAAUUUGAUAAUAAAGAAAUGAAAAACUGUGUGUAUGUUGGCAACAUUCAUGUCCGUUUAACAAGAUGUACCACCUUGAGUUACGUAAAAAUGUGACUCAACGUAAUACACGUGACAGCCCCAUCUAGUGGACAACUUUUGUUUCUGCGCAUACCUGUAGUUAUCGUCCAUUUAUCGUUAUCGAGGUGAAAUCCUCAAUAUAUAUUGUGAUAUUGAUUUUAGGCCAUAUCGCCCAGCCCCAAUGUGAAUAACUUGUUGAACCUUGAUUUGAAGAAAAUUGUAAGUCAAACUGAAAUUGCAGUUUCUCCUAGAAAAAUCGCAAUUGAAUAUUUUCCUAGAACUGUUCAGCCCUAAUGCCGACACACACAUGCUCUCAGUGUACGCCUUUUGCUUUGGGUUAAACGUUGGUAGCUUUGAUCUGAGGUCUGUGUGAGUUCAACACCCUGCUACUUUGUUCUGUAUCAAGAAUAGAACCAAACGCAGUACUAUGAUGGCAGAGGGGGGAACGUUGAGUCUUGUUAUGAAUUCUAAAUGCCACUGUCUCCUGUUAAAUGGUGUGUGUGCGUGUGUGUGUGUGUGUGUGUGUGUGUGUGUGUGUGUGUGUGUAAGGUGGUUCAACUCAGAAAAACAUUUUUUUCAAGGACUUGGUUAAUUAGGUGUUUUCAAAGCCAUGCAUGAAAUAUUGUUAAAAGUGGAAAGAAGAGCAUUUCUGAGCUUUUUACUCAUAUAACUGAACUAUUUUACUUUUCAUAAAAUGUUUCAUCUUUUCUUCUGAAACACCUGCUAGUUGGGUUAAGACAAUAGUCAACCCUUUGUAAAUAUUUCUGAAUGAAAAACCAAAAAUCACAUUGUGCUAUGGCCACAUCCCAGACAUUGGUGCAGCGGGCUCUGUGAUGAACCAGAGAAGAACAUUUGCUUUAGAACCAUGGAGGAAGAUUCAGUCAUGAAAACACUCAAGUCUAAGAAACACUCUUCUGAAAAUUAAAACAGACUAAUCAGCUUUAAACCUAGAGUGUUUAUUUGCAGGAUUUAAUGUGAGACCUAGGUCCUGAAAUACAGGUUUAAUUGGAACCACCUUUCUUACCCUGAACCAGUGAAACCAGUUGGUUUUCCACAGACAACACAUGAUGGAAAUGCAGGAGAGCAGAUGUUCCUGACGCUGUUGGAGGUUGUGGGUUGUGAGAUUUAGGAUGUGGGGUCACCUGGUAUGUGUGUACUUUUGUGGGUUUCUAAAAUGGCUUUACUGUGGAUGGAAAUGUUUAAAUUUCCCCCUCCAUCACAGGGGAGGUAGACCAUUCAGGUUUCCAGUAGCAGUAAUAUGACGUGUGCAGGAUGGCUGUUUUUCCACGUCUGUCACCCUAAACACUCUCAGGUUGGUUUUUCAAACGUCCACUAUUGUGCUGAAAUCUGCUCUGCCAGUUAAAUAUUGUUAUUUGUAAAUGUUCUGGUCAAAUAAAUGUAGAACCCAUUGAACACAUUAAAGUGUGGUACAAAAUGACCUUUUCCCAAAGUUGAACUUAAAUUAAGCUAAUGGAAUAUUUCAUUUGUUACCUCAACCAAAAAUGGUUCUUAUGGGUUAUGGCAUGUGAGACAAACCUAACAGCUUUACAUUUCUCAAAGCCUGAACUCAGUUGUCUGACACUUGUUUAUGAGUUUAGGAUUCAUUCAUUCAUUCAUUCAUUCAUUCAUUCAUAAAGCGCCUGCCUUUCCUGUCAAGGCAGCUCAAAGUGCUGAACACAACAAUGCAAAACAACGAGCAUUAAAAUUGAGAAUGGUCUAUCCUAAUAGUUAAAUUUUAAAAAGUACUGCACAUGAGCUCGUGUUGAGUACCAAUACAGGCAAACACUGCAUUCCUAUAAAAACUAAAACCAAGCAAAAGUCAGUUAAAAACAAUCAGACCAGAGGCCUAACGGGCUGUUGUGAGUCUGUAGUGCAUUUUCAGUUAUGCUUUAAAAGUCCCAAUGGAAGUUGCACAUCUAAUUUCCAGUGGACGGCUGUUCCACAAUUUAGGUGCAAAGGCGGCAAAAAUUCUGUCUCACGGCUCUUAAGGUUAGUUUGUGGAACAACCAGUAGGUUGUUGGCAGCGGAGCAAAGUCGUCUUGAAGGGGCGUGUUUCUGCAGGAGUGACGAUAGAUAAGGUCCCUGCUAGUGACUGGAAUGUGAAUACAAGAAACUUGAGGUCAAUGCCUUACUUUACCGGAGUCAUCUGGAAAACAGAAACAACUCUACCUGCUUGUCUUUGACCUCUUCGCCCCAGUAAUUUUCCACUGAUCUUGCUGAGGCUUGAUUAGCUCCUUAUAUUGAUGAGGUGAACCUCAAAGUCCAAUCUCAGAGCACAAUGACAUCAUCACUGUAAAUAUUUGAUCAAUUCUGCUAAAAAAGAAAAAAGAAAGUCUGUUAUUCUACACCAGUUUGGACUAUGCAUUAGUCAGUUUUUGUUUUAAUUUUGGUUCACAAACCAAAAAUGAUUAGCAAAACAAUAUGAGUAAUAGAACAACUUUAUCACAUUAAACUGUACAAACAUGCUUUUAUUUUGUAAUGUCAUCCACAUUGUGAAAUGAGGGCAAAACACACUGGCAGUACGUCUCAGAAUAAGUUAUUAUUGUUCUCAAUCCUCACCUGACUCUCACUGGCCCUGUGAUGUGCCAUCAACACUUAAUCACACAAUCAACUCUGAUGAUGAGGGAAAAAAAACAUGUCUCACUCUGUACCUAAACCAUAUUUGGACAUCCAGUUUCCUGUAGCGGCUCUUCUCCGCUUUUAUAGCAGCACUGUAAUUGAUCAGGUAGGAAAUUAGGUAUAAUAUACUAACCUCUGCCAAAUGCGGAAAUCAAUCUGUGCCUGCAGUCUUCCUAAACUCUAGGUAAUGGUAUAUCCAUUUAUCGUAAUGUAAACUAAUUAUUAUCUAGAUGCAGAUUAACAUUAGCACAUAAAUGUACAUAAAAUAUACAUAAGAUCCAUCUGUAGCUUGAAACAUGAAUGCUCCAUUAAAAGUAUAUCAACUAUUUUGUCUAAAUUAUGUGAAAAAGUGCUACUUUCUUAUUCUCGAACAGGUUUUUUUUCAUUUGAGUGAUUCUGCAGAUGGAAACACCUUAGAAAAUAUAAAGUUCAACCAUUAACUGUAAAUGGCUGGGCCUUAAAACUAACUCUGUAUCAGCAGACAGCAGGAAACGGACUUUGUUAAACAUUAAACCAUGGCAUUUAACUGUGAGACAGACUCACACUUCCUGUUUGCCGUUACCACAGAUGCGUCACUUGAUUUAGAAAUGGGAGCACUAUUAGCAGCUGAUUGUCAGUCGGAUCCUUUUUUUAUUUAUGAAAUAACAAAACAGUCAUUUGGUUUUUUGUGGUCUUAGUGACCAUUUUCCAGUCAAUGACCACAGAAUCUUAAUUUGAAGGACCAAAGUUGUAUUACAGAUGAAAUGCGAUGAAACACCAAACGUCUUCAAGAAACCAAAGAAGUCCAGUUGCCUUCAUUUGAACACUUUGGAUACCAUGACCUGGAUGACUGAGAACCUUCACCAGCAAAUUACAGAUGAAGCUAAGACACCAUUAUUGGUCCAGAGAUCUUCGGGGAUGUGACCAACUUCAGCACCUUCCUGCUGGACCCAUCAUCAGGCAUGCUUGUCCUGGGUGCCAGGGAUGCCAUACUAGCUGUAGACACCAACAACAUGAGCAAACCACCAAAAAAGAUUGUUUGGGAUGUCCCGGAGGACAAGAGGAAGUCCUGUGUGGGGAAGGGAAAGACAGAGGUGGACUGCAAAAACUACAUCCGCCUGCUGGAAUUCCUGGGAAAUGAUCAAAUCUAUGUGUGUGGCACCUAUGCUUUCGACCCCCAGUGUGCAUUCCUGAACAUACCUUCCUUCAGUUUAGAGAAACUUGAAAAUGGAGGGGUAAAAAUGGAGACGGGGAAGGGCAAAUGCCCCUUUGAGCCCAGUCAGCAUCACACAGCAGUUAUGGCAGACGGCGUUCUCUACACGGCCGCCACCAGUAACUUCCUGGGAACGCUCUUUGACAUUUCCCGGGCGAUGGGACCUGAGCAGGAGCGCAUCCGAACUGAACAAUCCAUCAACUGGCUCAAUGACCCAAAGUUUGUCAGCUCUGCCUUCAUAGAGCAGCCUCCAGACAACAACCCAACAGGAGACGAUGACAAGAUCUACUUCUUCUUCACUGAGAUGGCCAAAGAGUAUGAUAUGUACAUCAAAGUUCCAAGAGUCGCACGAGUCUGCAAGUCCGACGUAGGCGGGAUGAAGACGUUGCAGCGCCGUUGGACCACUUUUCUGAAGGCCCAGUUGGUGUGUGAGGACAAACCUAGCAGUCAGCGCUACAACAUCCUCACUGAUGUUUUCACCAUUCAACACACUCCAGGCGAUCCCAGCAGCACACACUUCUACGGGCUCUUCACCUCUCAGUGGGAGCCUGAAGACUUGUCGGCCGUGUGUGUUUUCAGUCUCUCUGAAAUCAGCAAAGUGAUGAACGGCCCCUUUAGAGAACUGAAGAAGACCUGUGAGAACUGGAUUAAUCCUGAACCUGUUCCCACACCGAGACCUGGCCAGUGUUUGACCAGAGCAUUGAAGGAUGAAGGAUUUGAGUCCUCCUUGAAGCUGCCUGACAAGGUGCUGACAUUUGUGAGGGACCACCCUCUGAUGGAGAACAGUGUCACUGCAGCCCCCUUGCUGGUCCGGAAGGGACUCCGAUACACCAAGCUGGCUGUAAUGCUGACAGGAAAUGGAGGGAAUCAGAGAAAAGCAGUUCUCCAUCUUGGAACUGACCGUGGUGAGCUCCACCAGGUGGCAGUAGUGGACCAGAAUGCCACUUUGUUGCAAGAGAUUCCGCUUUUCUCCUCACAGGAGCCUGUUAACAACAUAAUACUACAUCAGGGCCGCGCUCUGGUGGGAAGCCCUCUGUCUUUGGCUGGAGUCCCGGCUGAAGGCUGCUCCCUGUAUCCCAGCUGUGAGGUUUGUGCCAGAGCCAGGGGACUGGGCUGUGUGUGGAGCACAGAGGACGAAACUUGCCAUGCAGCACAAGCAGAUCCUGGUCCAGGUGACAUCGUGGACCAGGCUUUAAGAACAUGUAAUACCCAUGCUGGCCGCUGCCAUCCAUCCAUUCAGGAGCUGAGGGUCACCAUGGGGUUACGUGUCCUGCUUCCAUGUGUCCAGCUGUCUCCCCGUCCCUGUAGCUGGGAGUACCCCCCACACAGACACACCAGGCAACACCAUUCUGACUUGGAGGUGACCGUCACAGAGGAUAGCCUUGGAAAAUAUGUCUGCACAUGCCAAGAGGGGGGCCCAAGCAUUAGAGACCCCACCCCCUGUCGCCGAGCAGCCUACCAACUAAUGCUGGAGGACCCCAGUGUUGGUGGAGUGAUGGCACAAAGAGUAGGCCGCCACAUCUUAGCCAUCUACAUCCUUUUCUUCUUCAUGGGCCUGUUGUUAGGAGGGUUCCUCAUCUUCUUUCUGACCCGGAAACGGGCUGGAACGGACCUGGGCCAUCAUGAGACAGAAAAGGGGCGAGAAUUGCUCGGCUCCUCAGCCACUCCCCAGUCCCCCAGCAGCGCCAGCCUUAUGUCGGACGCCUUCAGGAUGACGGAAAAACCAAACGGGACCACUAGUUCAACCACGACGACGACGCUCCUCAGUAAUCAGGACAAUGGUGGUCACCAUGGUAACAGCCACAGCAAUAACGUGAUUAACAGCAAGCCCAGCAAUGGACAUGCUCUGUAUGUCAAUUGCAGCACACUUAGCAGUGAGCUAAAGCUCAACUCAGAAAUAUUAAUAGCAAAUAGAUUGGACGGGAGGACGGGGGAGGGGGUGAUGUUGGAGAGGGAGUCGAGGGAGGGGGAUGAGCUAGAUGAGAGGUUGGGAGAUGGGUUAAGAGAUGGGAUGAAAGGACUUGAGGAGGAGUUUGCCAGCUUCCCGAUGUUUAAAUCCCCAGCUCCGCUGGCUAAGUGUGAAGAAAACUCAAUAUGAAGGAAAUGAGACUUUUUGAAGAUUUUUUCUGCAUCCAAAUAAACUAAGAACCACUGGGAUAAAUGCUAAAGAAGGUACUGCCAAAUGCUUCUGUAUGGGAGCUGUGGCACCAAGAGGGCUUACAGAGGUUUAUGAGAGUUUAAGAACCGUGCACGACAGAAACACACCUGUAAGUUAUGGACCACUUAUUGUUUGUCUCAGGUGAGCCACAGCAAAAAAUAAAUGCUUGGGAUGUAAAUGUCAAAUGUAAAUAUGAACAGAAAUGUGUGGGAGAACAUCUGCAGGUUGUUGUGUUAUUCUGAAGUUACAUGAAAUCAAAGAUGAAAUGUCUACCAGUGUAGACGUGGAAAAGCCAUAUUCUGUUGUUCUGUCAUCUCUCAUCACUUCAGCUGAUGGAUCUGCUAAAGGAAAAGUGUACUUUUGUCUCUGCACCAUUCUCUGUAUCCGGGUGUUUGCAAUGCUUGUUAGUCUUGCAAAUCUGGACCUCCAUCCAGCAAAGGACAGCUCAGGCCGUCCAGCUCUGCUGCUCCGGUCCUGGACCAUGACGAUUGAGAGGUGUUGUCAUCAGACACUGAAGGAACAUGAUUUCACUUUAGCAGGAAUAGGAUCGGGCUGUCCCUUUUCACAUUGCAGUAGAAAUUCAAAGAUUAAGGAUCGUCCAUUUGAUUUGUCUUUAGAAUUAUUGUUACCAGGACAGAAGACAAAUGUCUUUCAAAUGGUUUCAGUCUGAGAGAAUGGACCUUUUCUAACUCAAAACCACCUGCACCUCAUUUUGUGUGUUGGUCAACUUCAACAUAUAGUGUUUUUGCCAUGUUUUGUAAUAAAAUAUUGAACCGUUAA